UUCUUGAGAGUAUCAAAAAUUGUUUGUUAAUAGAGGAUUAAGGAUCAAAAACUGAAUCAAUGCGUAAAAGUCUUGCUCCUAGUCAAAGCUACGCGCUUUCACCUGUCAAUGCUACCUUCAAAAGCCCGGUUUCGAUUAGCCAUAAGCGCAAUCGAGAAUGCCGAGAGCGGUCCCGAAACCACUCGAAGGAUGCAGAACCACCGCCUGCAAAACUGUCGGCAUCCGAAUACGAGAUGAUGAUUCUCAAAAUUUUGACCCGGCCGUUCAAAAUUCCCAUACCGAAUUACGUUCCAGAGCAUACGACGCGUUGCCUUGGUAUGAAACGACCGCCAGCCAGAAGGGCACUGCACGAUCCAUAUGCUUGCAAUGCUCUGGUCUUGUUCACCCCAGAAGAACUAUCGGAACACGAUCGGUUAAAAAUGGAUGCGAACAAAAAGCAGGUUCACGUAGUCGUCGAUCCGCUGCUGGGGAACAUUCUGCGCCCUCAUCAGCGCGAAGGUGUCAAGUUUAUGUACGAGUGUGUUACUGGAAAACGUGGGGAUUUUCAAGGUUGCAUCAUGGCUGAUGAAAUGGGACUUGGAAAGACACUGCAAUGUAUCACUCUUCUUUGGACUUUGCUGCGACAAAGUCCGGACUGCAAGCCCACAAUUGGAAAAGCAAUUAUCGUUUGUCCAAGUUCGUUAGUGAAAAAUUGGUAUAAAGAAUUUGGCAAAUGGCUUGGCUGCCGUGUGAAUUGUCUUGCGAUGGAUGGUGGAUCAAAAGAGCACACGACCAAGGAAUUAGAACAGUUCAUGGCUAAUCAAAGUUUACGCCACGGAACACCGGUACUGAUCAUCAGUUAUGAAACGUUUCGUCUCUAUGCGCAUAUUUUGAACAACUCAGAAGUGGGAGCCGUUCUUUGUGACGAGGGACAUCGGUUAAAGAACAGCGAGAAUCUUACCUACCAAGCUCUGAUGGGACUAAAGACUAAGCGCAGAGUUCUACUGUCGGGAACCCCCAUUCAGAAUGAUUUAACGGAAUACUACAGUUUGCUACAUUUUGUCAAUCCCGGGAUGCUUGGCAGCACAAACGAGUUUCGUCGCCAAUUUGAAAUUCCUAUUCUACGCGGUCAGGAUGCCAAUUCUACCGAAGCCGAGCGGCAGAAAGCAAACGAACGCUUACAAGAACUAUCGGCACUGGUGAAUCGUUGUAUGAUCCGUCGAACGUCUUCCUUGCUAACCAAGUACCUUCCAGUAAAGUUCGAAAUGGUCAUAUGUAUCAAAAUGACCGAAAUUCAAAACGAAUUGUACAAAAGCUUUCUACAAUCGGACUCGAUUCGUCGGUGCGUUCAGGAGAAAAGCGGAGCGAAAGCGAGUUUAACUGCUCUAUCGAACAUUACCGCGUUGAAGAAACUUUGUAAUCAUCCGGAUUUAAUUUAUGACAAAAUCCAAGAACGAGCAGAUGGUUUUGAAAACGCGUAUAAAAUACUACCCAGCAAUUACAGCUCGAAAGAUUUACGACCAGAACUGGGAGGAAAGUUGAUGCUGUUAGACUGUAUGCUGGCUAGUUUAAAAAUGAAUACCAACGAUAAAAUAGUUUUGGUUUCGAACUAUACGCAAACCUUGGAUUUGUUUGAAAAACUUUGUCGAAAGCGAGGAUACGCAUAUGUCCGUCUAGAUGGAACGAUGACUAUUAAGAAACGAGGCAAGGUCGUGGAUGAAUUCAAUAAACCCGAUUCGAAGGAGUUUAUUUUCAUGCUUAGCUCGAAAGCUGGUGGUUGCGGCCUAAAUCUAAUUGGAGCCAAUCGCUUAGUUAUGUUUGAUCCAGAUUGGAAUCCAGCUAACGACGAACAAGCGAUGGCUCGGGUUUGGCGCGAUGGACAAAAGAAACCAUGCUUUAUUUAUCGAUUACUUGCAACGGGAACCAUUGAAGAAAAAAUAUUUCAGCGGCAAACACACAAAAAAGCACUCUCUAAUACUGUUGUAGAUAACGAUGAGGAUGGCGAACGACACUUUACUCAGGAUGAUUUAAAGGACCUGUUUCGAAUCGACGAAACUACUAUUUCCGAUACCCAUUCAAUCUUCAAAUGUAAACGAUGUCUAAACAAUAUUCAAGUGAAGCUUCCUCCGGAGGACAGUGAUUGUACAUCCGAUUUAAUGCACUGGUACCACUGUUCUAACAAUAAAGGCAUCCCGGAUGAUAUUCUCUCUAAGUGCUGGGACAUAACGAAGUGCGUUUCAUUUGCCUUCCACCAUCGUUCGAACAGUGCAGUUGUUGAGCAGCAAAUCGCUGAACAAAAACGAAUAGAAGCGUUAAAAUUAAAGGAUGAAUCAAACAAUGAGGAAAAUGACGAUCCUCGCGUGGAUCAUGAAGAAGACGUUGAAAAUGAUGAUUCGUUUUCCGAAAAUGAUCAAGAUGAAGAUUACGUUCCCACCAAAUAA
Messenger RNA from Sabethes cyaneus, 2420 nucleotides. It is a transcript of the gene okr, whose product is annotated as DNA repair and recombination protein RAD54-like. NCBI's taxonomy places the organism in Eukaryota, Metazoa, Arthropoda, Insecta, Diptera, Culicidae. Gene Ontology annotation, biological process: reciprocal meiotic recombination; double-strand break repair via synthesis-dependent strand annealing. The transcript is spliced from 6 exons. Bases 60 to 2420 code for a protein of 786 amino acids. The record is from RefSeq and is a predicted model, not a curated record. Gene Ontology annotation, cellular component: nucleus. Gene Ontology annotation, molecular function: ATP binding; DNA translocase activity; ATP-dependent chromatin remodeler activity.